AUGUGUGGCCCUCCUCGUCCUAGCUCCGGCGGCCGUAUCGCCGUACUCUUUCCAGCCUCCUCUUCCUCUGCCAAUUCCUACUCUGUCCUCUUCCAUAACAGCAAAGAAAACACACAAGCUACCUUUCGCGCCGACAAUAAUGACAUAGACACUCUCGCUGCGCUCUGGGGGUCUUCCGCAAUAGACUUGCGGAUAGAGAAGUACGGAGAUCUCACAUCCUCACCGACAUUAGCAUCAUCGCCGCUGCAUGCCUUCCGUCUGAGCCCCCAGCCUGGGACGUCAAAGAUGGAGAUGGAAUGUGAGUUGCCGGAACGGUUAGACCUGGGGAUUUCGGAUACGGGGAUUGUGGGGAGACAGGUUACUGUUGUUGCGGAUGGGAGGAUGGGGACGGGGGUUGUUGGAUACGAUUGA
Aspergillus ruber CBS 135680 is the source of this 411-nucleotide messenger RNA. RefSeq lists its product as uncharacterized. The transcript is spliced from 2 exons. Bases 1 to 411 code for a protein of 136 amino acids. NCBI's taxonomy places the organism in Eukaryota, Fungi, Ascomycota, Eurotiomycetes, Eurotiales, Aspergillaceae. The record is from RefSeq and is a predicted model, not a curated record.